Caenorhabditis bovis is the source of this 222-nucleotide messenger RNA. The record is from the annotation of a GenBank genome assembly. Lineage: Eukaryota; Metazoa; Nematoda; Chromadorea; Rhabditida; Rhabditidae.
AUGGUCUCGCUCAAUCGAAUCGUCCUUCUCAUUGUGGUCCUUCUGACGUUCUGCCUCGCCACCACCGAAGCGUGGGGAUGGUAUCGCCGUCCACGCCUUUGGGGUCUUCGCCGAUUCCGACGUCCCUGGGGCUAUGGCUUCCGAAGACCAUUCGGAUACCAUCCGCUCUUCAACCCAUUCUUUCCACCGCCCAUGUUCGGACCAUUCGGAUUCUAUGGAUGA